AUGGGGAGAUCUUGUUUGCCGAGAUGGCGUUUAGGAAAGUUAAUGGCAGGAUUACAACUGAUCCUAGGGUUAGUAGUGAUCACUGUGAGCCUCUCAUGUCUCUAUAGAUUCCAUUCCGCUGGUUACUUCUUGCACAACGAAGACAUUUGCCGUACCAUCUACACAAUCAAAGAAGUCAAGAACGAAGGAUUUGACCUAAAGGCCCUACACGAUCGCGUUGAUGAUGUCCUUGAAAAGAUGGAUAACUUGUACGACAAGCUAGAGAAUACAGUAAAAGAAAUGGAGAAGAGCAAAGACGGAAGCAAGAAAGAGAUCAAGAAGUUUCUUGAAGACGAAGUAAUGAAGCCAUUUUAUCAUGUUCACAUCGGUUUAAGGCAAAUACGUUUACCAAACCCUGAAGGAAUCAGAAACUCAACGGAGAAGGAAGAGCCCUUGAUCAACAAGUUUCUCGUUGAGGAGAUAAGGAAGUAUAUAACCCCCAAGGAGAAUCGUGUUGGGAAGGUGAACAUGUUUGGAACAGAGAUGGUUUACAACACAAUAGGUCAUGCAUGUGUGUUGAUGAAGAUGGAGUUAGAGAAGUACAUGGAUUAUGACGUUGGAGCUUAUUGUGAUGAUGAUUGGAACUUAGCACAGAAGCUUAUGGUUAACGGGUGUGAUCCGUUGCCUAGAAGACGGUGCUUAACAAGAGCUUCCAUGACUUACCAGAAGCCUUAUCCAAUCAAUGAGUCGUUAUGGAAGCUCCCAGAUGAUAGAAACGUAAGGUGGGGAAACUACCAGUGCAGGAACUUCGCGUGUUUGUCAAGUAAAAACCCUAAAAGGGGUUACACAAAAUGCACUGGAUGUUUUGAGAUGGAGAAAGAGAAUACUAAAUGGGUCAAGAACAGUACUCUGUUAGCUGAUUUCAAGAUUGAUGAGGUUUUGAGAGUGAAGCCUGGUGAGAUUAGGAUUGGUUUGGAUGUUGGUGUUGGGACAGGAACAUUUGCAGCAAGAAUGAGAGAGAAGAAUGUGACUAUUGUCACUACUGCUCUGAAUCUAGGAGCUCCUUUUAAUGAGAUGAUUGCGUUGAGAGGUUUGAUCCCUUUGUACAUCUCUUUGAACCAGAGGCUACCGUUUUUCGACAAUACAAUGGAUAUGAUUCAUACUGCUGGAUUAAUGGAUGGUUGGAUUGAUCUUCUUCUGAUGGAUUUUAUCUUAUAUGAUUGGGAUAGAGUGCUGAGACCGGGUGGGUUGCUGUGGAUUGAUAGAUUCUUCUGUAAGAAGAAGGAUCUUGAUGACUAUAUGUACAUGUUCCUGCAGUUUAGGUACAAGAAACACAAGUGGGCUAUUUCACCUAAGUCUAAGGAUGAAGUUUAUCUCUCUGCAUUGCUUGAGAAACCUCCUCGUGCAAUCUAA
Messenger RNA from Eruca vesicaria subsp. sativa (arugula), 1392 nucleotides. The record is from the annotation of a GenBank genome assembly. Lineage: Eukaryota; Viridiplantae; Streptophyta; Magnoliopsida; Brassicales; Brassicaceae.